AGGGAGAAGUAACCGCCGGCUCUGUGCCCUCUCACCCACCGCAGGUCUGUGCAGCUGGACAGCGGGGAGCAGGGAGCAGGCUGUGUGCCCGCCUCUCCCCAGCCCAGGUAGCCCUGCCACGAGGGACAUGGAACCCAAGGACCAGCAGCUCACGGUAGCGCUUCGGAUCCGCCCGCUCAGUGACACAGAACAGGAGGAGGGAGCCAGCGUCAUCGCCCACAAAGUGGGUGACCAGAUGGUGGUGCUCAUGGACCCGGGCGAGGACCCCGAGGACACGCUGCGCGCACACCGGUCCCGGGAGAAGACCUUCAUCUUUGACACCGUCUUCGACCAGCACGCAUCGCAGGGGGACGUGUAUCGUGCCACCACCCAGCGCCUGGUGGACGGCGUCGUCUCCGGAUACAACGCCACGGUGUUCGCCUAUGGCCCCUCAGGGGCCGGGAAGACCCACACGAUGCUGGGCAUGGACGCAGAGCCUGGCAUCUACCUGCAGACCCUCGCCGACCUCUUCCGGGCCAUCGAGCGGACCCGGGGCAGCGUGGACUCCAGCGUGUCCAUGUCUUACCUGGAGAUCUACAACGAGGUGAUCCGCGAUCUGCUGAAUCCAUCCUCGGGGCUCCUGGAGCUGAGGGAGGACGCCAGGGGCAGCAUCCAGAUCGCGGGCAUCACGGAGGUCUCCACCUCAAAUGCCCAGGAGAUCAUGCAGCUCCUCACCAGAGGCAACCGGCAGCGCACGCAGGAGCCCACGGCCGCCAACAGGACGUCCUCGCGCUCCCACGCGACCCAGAACCGCGGCAAAAGGAUGCAGGAGGGCGCGCACAUCAACCGCUCGCUGCUGGCGCUGGGCAACUGCAUCAACGCGCUCAGCGAGAGGGGCGGCGGCCGCACGCAGUACGUGAACUUCAGGGACAGCAAGCUCACACGCCUGCUCAAGGUUAAGCGCAACCUGCUGACCAUGUCCUGCCAUCUGGACCAGGACACGGAUGUCAUCUCCGACCUGCGCAGGCAGAUCGAGCACCUCAAGUCCAAGAUCGAGAGGCAGGAGCACAGGAGAAGCGAGGCCGGGAUCCCGGAUGCUCGAGUCGCGAUGCCCGCCCAGGACCCAGAGGAGGACAGCCGCCUGCAGAUGGACGAGACCCGGGGCCAGCUCGUGGGGACCUUCCAGGAGCCGCCGGAGGUGGCGCGCAGCCCGGUGGAGCUGGAGGACACCAACAUGGAGCUGCAUGCCGACGUGUCCCAGCACCUGCUGGCCAUUGCAGAGUGAGUGUGCCCGCCGUGGGCACCGCCCAGGGCCCGGUGCCACCCUCUCGAUGGGGCAGGAGGGCCAAG
Messenger RNA from Myotis davidii, 1329 nucleotides. RefSeq names its product kinesin-like protein KIF19. The transcript is spliced from 10 exons. The record is from RefSeq and is a predicted model, not a curated record. Lineage: Eukaryota; Metazoa; Chordata; Mammalia; Chiroptera; Vespertilionidae. Gene Ontology annotation, biological process: microtubule-based movement. Bases 128 to 1264 code for a protein of 378 amino acids. Gene Ontology annotation, molecular function: microtubule binding; microtubule motor activity; ATP binding.